AAAAAAUUUAAAUACAUGAAAAUUAAAUCAAAUCAGCAAAGAAAUUAAUGCGUCAAACACCUCUGAAGCUGGCCCAACAUAUAAAAUAAAGUGUUUUUCAAUUAGUGUUGAUAAACUAUUUGUUUAAAAAAAUAUAUAAACAAUGUAUAUAACAACUAUUGUGCAAGCUUAAAGUGUUGUAAAGUUUUAUGUGAAAACUGCAAAUUUUAUUAGCAAUUUGUGAACUCCAUUGCGGACUCCAAUUGUCCGAUAAAUUGAACAAAUCAAAACUUGAGAAAAUGUCAAGUCUAGUGCUCUGCUGUUGUGAGGGUAGCGGCCGGCGAUUGAUGUUGCUGCUGCUGGUGUGCCUGCUCCUGAUGAUGUCCUGCCAUGCUGGGCGCAUCAAUCGCGCAGCCUUCAUGGACGGCGAUGUGCGCUCCGAGGUGGUGGAUCCCAAUAAUCGAACCAUUUGGGGCAUGUUCAAUCUGACCGAGGAGCAGGUGAAUCGCAUACGCAGCGGCAGCAAUCCCAGUGGCAAAGAUGAGACCACACAGGCCUCCAAGAGAAGUUUACUGGAUCAUUUGGCAAUGCAGCGGACCAACGAGAUACGCAAUCGCAUACAAAAUGCGGUAUCGAAGCCGGAUGGCAAUGAUAGCCAGGCUGCGCCCUUGCAAAAUAAGUCGACGCACGAGAAGGCCGGCUAUCCCAUAUGCAGCGGGGAGACGACUCCCUUCAACUGGAGGCAGUCCAGCAAUGUUACGCUACAAUUUGCCAGCAGCAUUUUUCAGCAGUAUGGCGAUAAUAAUCUCAAUCUGGACAGCGCCAUACUGCGUCUCUUCAAGAUGAAUCCCAAACAGUUAGAGCAGCCAGCUACAGCAGCAACAACACCAACAGCAGCAGCAGCAGCAGCAGCCAGGGAUACUGCCACAUUGUGCCGUGAAUCCUAUCUCGAGUCACAGAUACGCGUCACGGUGUCCAUUGUGCAUCAGCAGAAGAAGAAACGUAAGUUAGAACGCAAGAAGCGCACUUGCAACACAAUCAUGCUGAGCAGCACCAAGACCGGCUGGGUGGACAUCGAUGUCAAGUGUGCCCUCACUUACUGGUCACAGCAACAACAACAACAACAGCAGCAACAGCAACAACAACAGCAACAACAAAAUCUACAUUCACAUCCGCCUAUUGUUGUUGGCCUGCUUAUGAUUGAGGUGCACGAUGAUGAGGAGAAUCAACUGCUGCCCGGUCUCUACUUUCAGCCACCCACUUGCGAUCAGGCAGAUAUUGCAGUCCCAUGGUCCGUCUAUGGACCCGGGACGCCUUUGCCUAAUAUGGAAAACAGCACAUUGCCCAGUUGCCCAAGAUUAGAUGUCAAAUUUUUGGGUAAUGGACUGCUAAUGGACAAGAGCUUUGAUAACCAAACCAAUGGAAAGCUUGAAAGCCUAAAACAUCAGGUGCGCAAUCCAUCGCGGAGCAGGGAGCACUUUAACACCGAACCAACCACAUUAAAUUCACCCACAAUUGACAACAAUCUGGAGAACAGCGAGAUCGAUAGCCAGGAGUUGGAGCAAAUACAUCAUCAUCGCCGGCGUCACCAUCAUCAAACCGUAGACUGUGCGUCAAUAGAUGCUGAUGAAUCCUACCAGCAAUCGGAAUCGCAGCAUCACUUGCGAGCGCAUCAUAACCACCAUCAUCACCAUCAUCAUCAUCAGAAUAACCACAAUCAUCAUCACCAUCACAAGCAUCGCCAUGUUGUGCAGAACGAGGAGUAAAUUCUCAGCUCAAACACACACACACACACACACACAAGCACAUACAUACACACACGCACACAAUUAACAAUUCCAUUGCGCAUGCAUUCACCGAUUCAUGUCCUACAUGCUGGUCUUUAAUAGUUUAUUGUUUUUGUAUCUUUAGGGCCAGUUGACUUAAUUAGUUUUAGUUCAUGUCAUGCAUAUUUUUUUUGUAAUUAUUUUAUAAAUUUAUGUUAG
Drosophila grimshawi is the source of this 1964-nucleotide messenger RNA. RefSeq names its product protein anachronism. The coding region runs from base 279 to 1745 and encodes 488 amino acids. The record is from RefSeq and is a predicted model, not a curated record. Lineage: Eukaryota; Metazoa; Arthropoda; Insecta; Diptera; Drosophilidae. The transcript has 5 exons.